Molecule: messenger RNA, 10729 nt
Organism: Rhopilema esculentum
Lineage: Eukaryota; Metazoa; Cnidaria; Scyphozoa; Rhizostomeae; Rhizostomatidae
Source: RefSeq, a predicted model, not a curated record
CUCACUAUUGGGGUCCACUGGGCCUAUGGUCCCAUACUCUUUCUUUUCGCCAGGUAGGGAAAUAGAUUUAGCCAUUCAUUUAACGACACAGAUCUUAAAAUCUCAAUUUGGUGGACACUGUGCUCAACUGCUUUUUUUUGUAUAGCUCAUGGUUAGUCACUGGCCUCUUAUGUAUUUGUUUUUGUUCAUAUGAAUUUGAGUCGAAUGGGAUCAUUUCCUUUCAAGAUGCUUGUUCCUGUUUACAAUUCCCGGUUAAAAAUGCAGCCAAAGACUGCUCUAAUUAUCUGCAAUCAAUUUAGAAAUCUAGUAUGAAGCAAAACAAAGAAGGUUUUCUGAGGAAGAAAAUUCAUGACGAAAAUCUCGUUUGCAUUGAAAUAGAGGAUUUAGCAUUAGCUUUUCCAAGGUAAACUUCACAGUAAGGUGAACUGAUUUUAAUCCCGAUAACCUCAGCAAUUAUUAUGGAUUCUUUUAGAUUUCUGAAAUGUGUAUUUCUUGCAAAACUUUGGAUUAGCAAGAAAGUGUUUUAUAUGUUCAUUGUUGAUACCUCAUUUCUGCGAAUGAAUUUGUUACAAUUUUAACCAUCUUUUUAUCCGCUUCACAUUGGUCUCAUAAAAUAAAUCGAGUUAUUGUUCUCGACGAAGGUGUUUAGAAGUUUGAUUGAUCUGUAAGGGAGUACGGGGUGAGUUUGGAAAGAGGGACCUAUGUAUUGCAAGACGAUUGAGAAUCAUUAAAUAGCAUUUAUACAUCGAUUUGCUCAAGACGUCUCUUCAAAUGCAACCAAAACUUUCAAGAAUUAUUAACUGUUCACUUUCUUUGCUAAUCUGUUGAAUGAAAUUAAAACUAAAUUUUCCUAGCAAAAAGAGAAACGAUUCGUUGCACGUUUGUCUCUAGACCUCGAAUCCUCUUCAACUUAAUGGCCAAAUGGGUCGAUACUAAGCCAGCUGUUACCAUGAGAUAAUAUACCAACGUAUCAGAAGGAAGAGUCCACAACAUUGCUUCUACUGCCUCAAAUAAUAACCCCCGUGAUUGAUUAACGUUUGUCCUUUGCGAAAUUGUAAUGUUUCUUUUAUAGCUUUACCAUCCUUUUUAUUCAACUAGCGUUAUCCUGUAUGAGUACAUUGGAAUUUUAGUUAGCCCAUGAAUCAAGAAGUAUUGAUUAAAGGGUGUUGUGAAAAGAAUUAUAUUCGAUUGGUUAGUUUUUAGGUGUUUUUACAUAAAAAAUCGCCGCAAACUUUUACAAUGCUGGCUGCCGUGUUCAUAUUGUUUUCAACCCUUUGUCAUUGCAAUAGAAAGAGGGCUACAACAGGAAGAAGGUUGCAUGGUUUAGGGGGAAAAUGUCUGCUUUGCUUCGUUAUCUUCUAUCAGAACGUUACGGGAAAAUCGUUGCAGGGCAGUUAUAGGGGACAAGCUAAGGAGUGCAAUUGCAGCAGUGUAAACACAUACUGUUACUUAAAAUAAGAAUAGGAGAGAAAACCAACCAUUCAAGUUAUAGCAAUAACAAAUUGUGGUCGUGUGUAAGGAAGAAUCUUUUUUUUUUAGUUUAAGAAGAUAUGAAUUGUACGGAUUGGGUUGUUGAAAUACAGUUGCCUCAAUAAUUCGAAAAUUUGUUCUUGAGAAACUUCUCCAUGAAAACGCAGUCAGCUGUUAAUUUGGAUUGGUAGGAAUAACAUCCUCAAAAACAUCGCUUCAAAGAUUUGCUGGCUCAAGGUCAACGCUGCACUGCUUCAACUGAUCAUAUGACACAAAAUCUCCAAUCGCCGGCCUCCACAUAAAGCCCGUUUUGCCCUUUAACACGAAAUCUUUAAGUCCAAUCUCGUUCUUCCCCACCCUUUUGUCUGCCCUACGCUACAUUCACUUUCUCAGACUCGGUAACCUAAUUCGUGUUACUUUCCUUCUGGAUCGUGGAGCAACACGAGAACGACUCCUAACUGUCAUUCAAAACAUUUUACUACCAAUCUACUGUAGUACUCAAACCAUUGCUUUAACUUAUGAUUUUGUGAAUAUUCAAUAAACCUGCUUUGUUCCACAGACCAAUUCUUUUUCAGUGUGUAUAGAUGGUCUAUUGGCAGAUCUUCUCAGGUGCUCAAUUCGUCUCCAUGCUCGCAUUUGCUAUGACCUGUUAUUUUAUGAAUCAGUAGUCAAGUCCGAUUCAAAUGCUUAUUAUCUGCAUUUUUGUGCUGUGAAACCCACAACUUUAGCGUAGGUCUAAGCCAUCUGCAUCUGAUGGAAAACAAACUUACGGAGAAUUUAUCAUUGGUUUUCAAUACUAGACUCUGAUUUUCCUACUUGUUUUAAAAACUUGGCCGUCUGGAGGUAUCAAUUUUUUUGCUCCCUUGUUUAAUUGCUCGUUGUAAAAGGGAGAAUUUGAACACAUCAUUAAAUAUGGAUACGGCAUAAACACAAUUGAGGUUUUGCUGCAUUCAAAGCAAGGAAGAGCAUCUUGCUAGCCGUGGCCAUCGUAUGAAGCUUCGUCAAAGUUUUUGUCGUCUGGAUAGAGCAAUACUUCUCUUUGAGUAAUAAAGAUAUUCGGAAUACUGCACUGUAUCGUAUAUGAUCUCAUUCUGGACAUUUGUGGAGACAAAUUACCAUGUUAGUGAUAUUUGGAGCUGGAUAGAAGCAUCAGAAAAGUUUGUGAUCAAAAGCAGUUGAAAUCAUUUUUUAUGAUUCGAUUGCUGGAAUGGAAAUUAUUAUCGCAGUUACUGGAUGUAUAAAUUUGCUUACUUAACUUCGAUUUUUGGAUUUAUUUUGUGAAAAUUGAAGAAGCAGCUCGUUCCUGUGCUGACUUUGCAAACGGCCUGAUGACGCCCUGGCUCGACGAGCUUAAAUCUUGGCAGUAUUUGUCAAUGCCUAUGGCUUUUCUUCGCCUAAGUUGGAAUGACUGAUUUAAUGGGAGUUAUCGGGUUCAUAACAUUUUUAUCACGGGUAUUUGAGGACAAAGGGUGAAUAGAAACAACAUGGCGGCCACAGAUUUUUUCGGCGACUGACAAUCUUUCGACGUCGUCAGAAAUACCUAGAGAUUAAGGUCAUUUUGUUUGACAUACAUCGGGUAUUUUUAAUCACAAAUGAAUAUGAUACAUGCAGUAAGCAAGAAGCGGGCACCCACUCUUCGCUUACCGAAUCCAGAGGAGCUCAAAUCACACGCACACGAUACUCCACACGAUGAAGCCGAUGUUAUCACGAUUAACGUGGCAGGGAAAUAUUUCCAGACAUACGAUAAAUGUUUAAAACGAUAUCCUCACACGUUGUUAGGAGAUGCGGAACGACGUCUGAUGUACUACAAUGAAGAAAAGAAAGAGUAUUUCUUUAACAGACACAGAAGCGCCUUUGAGGCGAUUUUAUAUUAUUAUCAAUCACCAAAUGGAGAAUUGGUCAGACCAUCUCAUAUACCCAUUCAUGUAUUUCUUAGUGAAUUGAUAUUUUUCGAUAUGGGUACUGAAGUGAUUGAUGGAUUCCAAAUAGAGUCCGGGAUAAAGGAGGUUCAGGUGGACCGGCCAAAACCAAAAUGGAAACCAUUCCGGAUUAUUUGGGACUUUUUAGAUGACCCGGAAUCGAGCAAGCCAGCCAAGUUAUUUGCAAUAACAUCGGUUAUCAUAAUUGUAUUAUCGUUAGUUAUGUUUGUGAUGGAGACAUUACCGGAAUUUAGCGAGAAGGAAGUAGUAGUGGACGGCCGCGUAACUACUAUACCGAGUAAGCAUGCUGGCUGGAUGUUCAAUGUAAAUACCGCAGUGAUUAUUUGGUUUACUGCCGAGUACCUAACACGUGUUAUUGUGAGCCCAAAUAAACUUCAGUUUUUCACAGAUGCGUUGAACACUAUAGAUCUUCUGUCCAUAGUACCCUUUUACAUCAGUAUAGCACUCCCAUCAGGAAACAGCACGCUGUCAAUUUUGCGUGUUGUUAGAGUCAUUCGUGUCUUGCGUGUUUUCAAGCUGUCACGACACUCACGUGGCCUACAGAUUCUUGGAAAUACACUCAAAGCUUCUGUUAAUGAGCUCAUGAUGCUUGCCUUUUUCCUGUUUGUUGUUAUUUUGAUUUUUGGAAGCUGCGUGUAUUACGCAGAAACCUCGCGGAAAGGCACAAAAUUCACAUCUAUCCCAGCCUCAUUUUGGUGGGCUAUAGUUACAAUGACUACGGUCGGAUAUGGGGACAUGGCCCCCCAAACUUUGUGGGGGCAAAUUGUUGGAGGUUUGGCUGUGGUAUGUGGUGUUUUGACCAUAGCAUUGCCAGUCCCAGUGGUUGUGUCUAAUUUUGAACAUUUUUAUACUAAAGAAAGAAAUAGAAAAAGAAUGGAGGAAAAGAGGAAUCAGGACAAUCGCAACGGUAAUGUGCACAAAUUGCAAAAUACUGUACGGUCUUGUACCGAUGCUAUGGUAGCUCGUAUGAUACCGAAAAGUCGGAAGAGAAGGAAAGAAGUAGAUGACGUAUCUGAGGGCUCGUCCCAUGGCCACCAAACACGGUCCAAUGGGGAGACAGUUUUUAUCUCCAUACCCUUAGAUGACGACGGACAAGAAAGCACGACGUCCGUGUGAUGUUGCGAUUAAAUUCGAUCAGAGUUGGUUUUGGCUACAAUAGCCGCAGCAAACGCAAGUUUUACGCUGAUUGGGGCUGCCGGUAAUGUCAUCUUACUGAUGUCAGCUGUCAAAUUGAGCAAUCCGGUACCAAUAUCGGAAGACCGAUGUCAGAUGUUGAAGUGUCCGGUAUCAACUGUCCGGCAUCAACUGUCCGGUGUCAACUGUCCGGUGUCAACUGACCCAUGCCAACUGUCCGCUAAAAGCUGCAUUGCGCGACUUGUCAGCAUUCUUGUGAAGCUGAAAUUGCAGAAAUAGCAUCAGCAUUUCAGUUGUGUCUUGUUGUUUAUCAGCCUUCAGCAGUAGCGUGAUUACCUUGCAUUCAUGUUUGGGGUACUCAGCUGCCGCCUUCAUACCCCAGCUACAAGAAAAGGAUUGCAUGCAGGCAUCGCCCCCUUAUGUCAUUGCCAUGGUCUCAAUGACAGUAAGCAGAAGCCGAUCUUCAGUAUUGAGCAAAAACAAUUGCUCCUGGUGUAAAUUUUUGUAUGCAUAUAUAGACAUAUUAAUUUGAUGAUAUAGUCUAAUAGUUUUAUCCAUAGAAGUGACAAAACGAAUAGUUUACAAAUGAGCACGAGAAUGACAAUGUGAUGCACAUACGAGCUUGGUUGUUUUCGCUCCUGUCCAAUUUCAACAGUUCAAGAUCGGGAUGUCCCCACAUUCUCUGUUAUUAUCUGAUUACAUUGAUUGCAGUCAUCAGCUACUCUGAAAAACAGACCAUCUAGAUUCUAAAUCCCCAUUGAUUGACCAUUGCGAUUUCCCGAUCACUGCAAGCCCAAGCUACCAUUCUGUAUGCGUAAUUUGAAAUGAGCAUAUCAAUUGUCAAUCACAGAUAGAUUUGAUCGAUCAUUACUGUCUAUCAAUCGAUAUUGCUAAAUCGUCACCUGCAAUCAGAGGCUCAUUAACUGCAAUCAACUGUUCAGAUGGUAAUCAACGUCGCCCUUGACUGAUCACUCCAAUCCACAAAAUGGCCGGAAUCCUAAAGUUCAAACUUGAUUGAUAAAGCUCAACUUAAUACAACAACAAAUGUAUGGCACAAAAUCUCGCUUUAAUAAACAGAGGUAAGGAUUUUUUAUUAUAAAAUCUGAGCAGAAAAUUGUUCAGCUUUUUUUAAAAAUUGCAGUAUUAAUUUUGAAAUAGUUUCCGUUAUUAAUUGCAUAUAGUCAAAGAAAACCGCUUUUUAUCCUGUAGUUAAUAUCGCUUCUUCUUCAUCAUUUAAAAGGAAACCAGAAUAAAUAUCGUUUAAUAAAGAGUAGUAUCCGUCAGAAACUUUUACCCGAAUAUAUUUAAAUGAAUAUUACAGUUUAGUAUGGUUCGGCUGAUAAUUCCCUAUAAUCUUGUGUAGCUCAGUUCAUAUCGUGAUCAAUUUUAUCUCUUAGAGCCAUGUCUUUCAAUUUCAAUUUUGUGAUAGAUUACUCCCGGAGGGUAUCUAAGAUAUAUUAAGGCUCCUCCUUGUUAUCAGUUACGUUCUGGUUUACAUCUAAUGUUUCUUUAUGCUUUACUAAGACCCGCAAAUCAGCUUUCUUUGAUAAAACGGUGCGCUUUCGAUGCCAAUGCCCCCUCCCCAUUGUACAUUACUGCCCCCAAUAUCUAUCGUAUUAUUUGUAUAUUUAUUGAAGUUCCCUCGAAAAUUCCCUCAAAAACAAAAAGUUCUCCAUUGGUUAUACAACUUAUAUCAUUUUUCGUUCUAUAUCAUUUCCUAAAGGAUCACAAGUAACUGUUUCUUCCCAUUGCAACUGCCUUUUCAAUGUCCCCUGAAAUUAUUGAAUUUGAAUGAAAGGCCAUUCCCAGAACCUGAGUUUACCAACAAAAACUCUAAGAUAAGAAAACAGACCAGAUGUAUCAAUAACAAUGCAUAACUUCAUGAUAUUUUCGAAGACAGAAUUGAUCAUCUACAAAUUUUGUUAACUGCUUUCUUCCUCUACCGAGUCUAACUUUGCAUAGAUCUCAGAAUAUUUUUAGCAGAUAACUACUUGAUAAUUCUCCAUUGGUAAUACCACUUUUAUGGCCAUCAUUGUUUCAAGCAGCCUCCUUUUGAAAUUCAAGGUAAGAAUGACUCCUCAAGCCAUUCUGGACACAAAUAGGAACCUGGACACGAAUUUCGUAUCUUUGCAAGUAGUGAUUCAUUUUUGCUACCUUAGCCCCGUUCCUUAAUUAGAAAAUCUCUGUUCAACUGUAUAUUCCCUGUUUAAUGAUAUUUAUAUAAAUAUAUAUAUAUAUAUAUAAUUUAUAUAUAUUUAUAUUGGAUACAAUUUAUAAGUAUGCUCAAACAAACAGGAAAACGUGAGUUUCAAUGCCCCGUUAUUCAAACCAAGCACCAGGUAAACGCCCCUUUUAGGACAAAGAUAUGGUUCUCGACGCCCUGGGCGGUUAUUAAAUGCAUUAAAAGAUAAAUGUUCAUUUAUUUAUCUAUUCAAAAAAUGUUCCUAAAUACAUUUUCAGCUAAGUUUUUGAUUUUCAGCGCGUUUGAAGAGUGCAAAAAUACAAUACUAGACAAACUCAUAGUAACUGUGAUGAAAGUUUCAUUUCUACACUAAACAGUAAGAAGACCAUUUCCGAACCAGUCCACUGCCCCCCCCCCACCUCCAGCUUUUAUUUAUGAAAUUUCUGAUUCUCUUGCUAGCUCAGAAUUCCUUUUCAGCUAUUAUCCUCCAUGUACGAUUUACAUUAUUUUAUAAAUAGUCUUUAGACUCAAAGUCAAUGUACAUAUAUUUAUGACAAUGUCUUUGAGCUUCGACAACGUCAUGAUUUAAUAUUCGAAAAAGGUGACAGAUCGCGUGAUCUGAUCUUAGAAUUAUAAUCUAAUUUCCGGAUAAUUUUCGUAAUAAUGUUGUUUAAAUAUUCAGAGUUGCAUUUCUAUUCAUGACUUUCUCAAUAUUUCAGUUUUGUUUAUUUCAUCCCCCCCCCGACCUUAUUGAAAAGGGCAGUACAGUAAAUCCCCGCAUAUAGGAACCUACUUUUUUGAGGUUCAGGCUGAAGUAGGUUCUUAUUGGAAAGGUACUUACAUUAUUUUCAGGGUAUGAAGUUUCUUUUUCGAAGGAUCCCUUAUUUCAAAUUAUUGAAUUCAUCAUCAAGAGAUGCAUUCAACCCUGUUUUUUCCUUUUGGCAAUUAUAUUAAUGCAACAUUACAAAGAUAUUUACAGGAAGACAUUUGAGUGCACUGGCUGCCUUAUGACAGCGGAUGGAUCUGGAGAUGAUCUCAUAUGUCCUCAGGAAUUGAAAACUAUGAAUUCUAAUGCUUUUAUUUCAUUUUUCAACAUUUUGGAUUUUGCUAUAUAUAAUUAUGCUAAAAAGUCAAAGUGAUUUUAAAGUUCUCUUUCGUUAAAGUGUAUAAAAUGCUGAAAAUGCACAACUGAAAAUUUUUAUACCGAUUGUGAUUUUACCUCAUCUUUAAAAAUCUGGGAGUAAAUUAGGACCAUUGAAAACUCUAUUUUGUGCCCUUGGGAUAAGAACCUAUUAUAUUUUAUCACACUGAAACAGGUUCUUAAUUACAAGGUGCAUAAUAUAGGAAAAACAGCCUCUAGGUUCCUAUUUUUGUAGGUUCUUAUAUGCAGGGAUUUAUUGUAACAAGAGAAGAAUAAUUGUGUUGGUGUGACACCCCUUGGUCUGAUUUAAAGUAAAGACAUUAUAUGAAAACGAGUCUUUGCCAAUUGUUAAUCGUGCAUUUCAGUUUGAGCAACUGACAAGUAAAGCCAUCAAAAAUCCUUUUAUGGCUUUUCGCUUGUCAGUAUUAAAGCUGCUUUGGGUCGCUGUGCUCCAUCCGAAAAAUUCGAAACGGGGCGCUAAGGCUCCAUCCAAAUGGACCAAAUUCCUGGAAUGAAAUCUGAUCAGCAAAUUUUUGCGAAUAUUUUUAUCUGACUUGGUACCUUGGUACCAAGACGUUGUUAAUUGAUGUUAUAUUUCUGGAUCGUCGUGUUUGGGAUUUAGUCCUCGUUCAAUUACUUUUUAUGUACUAUCCUUCAAAUUACCACAUUCAACUGUGGCAGAUAAAAUCACCAAAUUAAUGGCAAAUGAAAAACCGAUUUAGAUUAUGAAAAGCGUAACUUCGUUAUUAAGGCCAACUAUGCUAUCGAUGCUGUGUGCCCCUCAAUUUUAAAAUGAAUUAUGAAACGAAAUAUCAUUAAUGAAAUUAAAUGGAGAAAGAUACAGCACCAAGUUUUGGACAAAUGAUGUUUUGACUGCGAAUGUCUGAAUUGCAUAUUAAAGAUAAGUGACAUUCUAAGACUGUUACAUUGAUCAAUGAGUAAAUUGUUAUAUAAAAUAGGUCUCAAACAAAACUUGUUGACGUCACAGAAAGAUAGGUCACUUGAUUUACCUUAUGUGGUAUAAAUGGUAUCGAUUUGUGUUAUACGUCUUACAAAAUGCCCGGUAGGCACGCCAUUCAUAUCGAACAAUGUACGCUUCUGGGGCGACAGGGUUUUAUAAAUGUACCAUGAAUGGCUGAUUAUGGACUAGUGAAUGCUUUGCACAAUAUGAACAAUCAGGAUGUAUGAAUUAUUGAUUUCUGGUGAUUUUGUUUUAUCAAUUUUAAUUGCUGCACCAUUCAGAAAUAGUUAUGUUUGAUGGAAAAUAUAGAUUCUGGUGCCAAUGGUUCUUAUGAAUGCGUCUAUGACAUGACAUUUGUGACUGGCUGCCAAAUUGGGGUCAGCAAGCGAGACAGAUUUGAUACAGUUUCAUUUGCCAAGGAUAUGAAUUUUGCAAGAUGAGGUAGCAUAUAUAUCUUAGAGAAGGGAGGGGGUUUCAUCAAUCAUUAUCACAUCAUAUGUGUUAGGCAUUAAAAUAUUAAAAGCAACAAUUUUUUUGUAAUCUUUAACUAAGUUUACCGAAUCUUUCUUAUCAUCUUAGUUAUGGUUCAUCAUCACUUUCAUUCUUCACAUACCUUUUACUUCAUAAAUGAUUAAAAUCUUCAGGCGAUCGAAAUUUUCUGACAAAAUUUUGCCCGAAAUCUUUAUUGUCUAGAAUCUGGCUUUUACGAAAUUUGUUGUCCGAAAGUUUUAAAUUCUUAGAAAAUAAACAACGAAAAAAAAACCUGUAAGCUUCUUGCAUAAAACUGAAAUCUGAAGAAGCGCAGGAACCUUUUUCGAAAUUCUGUGAUGCCCUGCCCUGAAGUGAUGCUAUGACUUCCUUCCUAGAAAAUUUUUGCGACCACGCCCUCUAAAUAAGCUAAAAUUUAUUAAUUUUCUGGCAGUUGUAAUAUUUCCAGUUAAUUCCAUUAAAAUGGAGUUCAUUAUUUUAUAGGGCCCCCUAGAUCUUAAGGUCCUAGGGCAAUUUCCCCUUUAUGCCCCCUUUUCUCGGUGGCCCUGCUUUUUGAUAACAUAGUAAUUUCGAAUUUCGACCAAACCUUUGGAAAGGUAGAUGUUGGCGUUAACGAUGGCAUCAAUAGGCGUAAGAGCGAGGGGGCAUCAGUACCUAACCCCUUAUCCCCUACCUUUGUUGGGCAUAAACGAACGUCUGUUGGGACAGUUGGGACAAACGAACUGUUUGCAUAGACUUUCGAAUAAAUAUGAAGGUGAAAAUAUAUGAAUUUGUAUUCGAGUUGUGAAUAAGGAAUGUGGCAGCGAAAGAGAAGUAAUAGAGGGAAAAAGAAAAAUCACAGUUUUUAAUGUACCUGCUUUUCAUUUGGGCAAAAAAAUUGCAGCCCCCCUCCCCCACAAGGUUGAAGCGCCCCUACACAGAUGGUUAUGCCCCUUCUAAAAACCAUGAUUACCUUAUGUUUCGAACUUACAUGAAAGAAUUAGACGCCUGAAAUUUCGGACUUUUUUGUUUUCUGACAGAAGGAGCACCCGAAAUCUUUACCGUCUGAAAUUUUUGUUGUCCGGAAUUUUAGCUGUCCGAAUUUUUUUUGCAUUAUCGGAAAAAAUCACAGUUGAAUUUUUCAUUUUUAAAAAUGGAAUGUGUUGCUCACAUACAUUUAGCAUUUAAAGGGGAAGUGUUGUAAGAACUAGCUACUAAGUGAAACUGUAUCAUAUCUUGGCAAACAAACUCGUUUAGCAAUCACAAAUAAUUAACCUCAACAAUUAAUAUAUCGUCCUCUGUCAUACUUUCAUCAUAGUCAAUAUCAAUUUCUUUGUUUUGUUUAUUUUCUUUAUCUGGCUCUAUUACAUCCACUUUGUAAUUUCCUUUAAUAAAUGUUGUGAGUUGGGCAAGAUUCCUUUGAUUUUCCUCUC